CACACGAUUCCGGGGCUCUUGCUUGUGUAUAUAAUAUAUGUGCUUGCGAUGCAAUUCCACAUCAUAUAAAUAGGCGUCCCUUGCACUUUUUGCUGUCACUCUUGAAUUUUCUUAUCGAGAGUUACAAACCAUAUUCGACCAACUGGUAGUUAAUAACAAAUUGUGCCAACAAUGAGGGUAUUGAGUAAGAAACACUUGUCAAAAUUCGGAGCGCAGACGGUCGUCCGAUUUUGCACAUCAGUGGGUAUGAGGCAACAACACGAAUCGACAACGACAGUUGAUGCUCAAGAUGUAUCAAAUUUCUCGAAAUUGAGCGAGAACUGGUGGGAUGUUCAUGGAGAUAUGAGGGCCUUACAUGCCAUGAACCCACUGAGGGUACAGUUUAUCAGGGAUGGCCUUUUGAAUGCUGGAUUUAAAGAGGCCUCACCAAGCCAACCACUCGAGGGGGUCAAAAUUCUUGACAUCGGAUGUGGCGGGGGAAUCCUUUCGGAGCCUCUAGCUAGGAUUGGAGCUCAGGUCACUGGUUUGGAUGCUUCAAAAGAACUGGUUGAUAUGGCCAAGGCACACGUUUUGUUGGAUAAGAAUCUAGCAUCAAGAUUAAAUUACGUGCACACAGCAAUUGAAGAUUUUUCACAGGAAAAUAAAGAAAAGUUUGAUGCAGUUGUAGCAUCUGAGAUUUUGGAGCAUGUCAUUGACCAGGAACUAUUUUUAAAAAGUUGCACAGAAGUUUUAAAACCUAAAGGUUCUAUUUUUAUAACGACGUUUAACAAAAAUUUCAUUUCUUGGUUGGGAGGAAUCAUUGGAGCAGAAUACUUGUUAAGACUUUUGCCAGUUGGAACUCAUGACUGGAACAAAUUUAUAAGCCCUGAAGAUACCAGGCGAAUAUUAGAAAAAUAUAACUGCAAAACAAAAUUAAUUCACGGGAUAUUUUACAACCCAGCUGCACGUACAUGGUCAUGGAUACCAUCGACUGCAAUUAAUUAUGCCCUUCAUGCAAUUAAAACAGAGUCUAUUAAAAGUGAUGCUUAGUGUGUUACAUAAAUGUAAAUUUUUUUGUUAAAAAUACCAUAAGAUUAAGUUAUGCUUGUUACAUUAACUAUUGCCUUUAAGUAUUUUUUUGUGAUGAAUAAACAACAUUGAACAACGUUAAAGCCUUUGAA
Molecule: messenger RNA, 1160 nt
Organism: Copidosoma floridanum
Lineage: Eukaryota; Metazoa; Arthropoda; Insecta; Hymenoptera; Encyrtidae
Product: ubiquinone biosynthesis protein COQ3, mitochondrial
Biological process (GO): ubiquinone biosynthetic process
Cellular component (GO): mitochondrion
Molecular function (GO): 3-demethylubiquinol 3-O-methyltransferase activity; polyprenyldihydroxybenzoate methyltransferase activity
Source: RefSeq, a predicted model, not a curated record